UUCCAACACAUAGACUCUAGCACAACAGGUGUCUGCACAGCAAGGUGCUCUCGGGUUAUUGUUUUGUGUCUUUCCCUUUUUCAGGUUAAUACAAGGGGCAUUUAGACAACAGCGGAAGAUACCUAUAUAAUUACGAGCCUUCCCAGUUUACCACUUGUGUUGCCUAUCUUUUGGUUGUGCAGCUCUGUCCGCCUUGAUUGAAACACUGAUCUUCCCAAAAUCUCCGCAGCCUGUCGAGUUUCCCUAGCUAGUUUUUGCAUCACCUGAGUAUAUACACUCAGUGUUGAAACGAAAAGUCGACCCACCACACAACCUUUCCUUGCCCUCCAGCUUUCUCCUACCAGAAAAUGGUUGAGCACCACAAUUCUGGAGGUGGCGGGCGAUAUUACAAAGAUGAGACUUCCAGGAGAUCACGAAAGUACUACUCGUCUCCUCAUAAUUACAGCACAUACUCCUCUUAUACAUCGAAUCCGAAUCCUUUCCCACCCUCUUCCAAUUCCCCACAAGCGCAGCAGCAACACUCUCAGUCACAAUCUUCACAAUCAAAUCCGUUUUCCUCACGAAGAAAUGACGGUUCAAACCCUUCAACUAACCCCGAAGCACAGCAACCUCAGACUUUUAAUUCACCCACUUCUGCUUCUAGCUCCCCCUCCUCAUAUUCUUCAAGGACACAGACUACCUCGACUGGAAACUGGUACCAUACAUCACAGCCCAAGAGAACAAAUACCUAUCGGACCAAUCGACCCCCGAUCUCCAUUUUGUCAGCCUCGGGUCAGAGCAGAAGAAGUGUGCCCGGGUCUUAUAGAGAGGACUUAAUGCCGCAACAAACUUCCAGAUAUGCAGAUUACAAUGGUUACAUGGAGUCGUAUCAGCAUGAUCAUUAUUUGAAUGGUCCAGCGCAUAAGAAAUCAGGGUUCAGUAAAUCAAAAUACAAUGGUCAAUUUACGAACUAUCCAAAAGGUAGCAAUGGGAGCAGUAUAGAGUAUAGAGAGUUCCAAUCUUAUCGGCAGAAUCACAACGGCUCACUGUCAGGCAAGCAGUCCCUCAUGGACUCGAAGACCCCCGUAAUAGGCACUAAUAAUUAUAAAACGGAAAAGAGCAGUAGCCAGGAACCACCGCGUACCGAUUCUGAGGAUCAUGAUAUUUCUGAUGUGGCAGACGUUUCAGAAAAAUACACGGAAAGCAGUAUAGAGAAGUCAACAAGCUUUAUUGCCAAUAAUGAGCCGCAAAACGAAGAUCAACAUAAAGCUGUGGACAAAGAGGAUAAAACUGAUGCUUUAGAUGAGGUAGACAUGGACGCUGACAAUAAUGAAGAGAAAAUAGCUGAAAUCAAAGUCGAAAGUAUCAGCAAGGUUAAUGAUGAAACUGUUGCUAGUAUGGCUGAUAAGCCAGCUACUUUGUCGUCCGAUUUUGAUAAUGGUUUUGAUAAAAAAACACUUAAUGACAAAGAAAGAACACCAGAGACAUCUGUUAAAAAUAUUGGCACUCCUGAAUCAGCAAUGAUAGAUGCCGAACAUACUGUUAAAGAUGUUCAGCCUGAAGCAAUAGAGGAUGUUUUUCCUUCUGAAGAAAAAGACACACACUCAUCCGCACAUAGUGCAAUAAAAAACAAUGAUUCGCAAAUUGACUUUUUUAGUAGUUCGGGAGAGAGAAACAUCGGUAACACAAAAGCUGAAGAUGCGGAUAGGAAUCAAGCUAAUUAUGUUCGAAAGGCAGAUGAAUCAAGUGAUGAUGAGCAUGCAAAAUGUGAAGGAUGCAUUUUUCCAAUGCUUGAAAAUCAGUAUAGAGCUUGGGAGUUGAAACACAGACCAAAGUCUGAAAGAAGAAAAAAUCUCAAGUAUCUGAACAGGUCAAAAUUGAAAAGUCUAUCCCAGUACAAUUUCUUGGAUAAGGCUUUUUUGAUAUUUAAGCAAGCUGAUGCCUUCAUACUCUUCGACAUGUUAAAGGAAAAUGCAGCUUUGAUUGAAGAUAAAAAGGCCAAACUCACGGAGCAUUACGUAUAUUCCAAAUUUCUCUGGCAAAAGGACGUUGCUUUUUACGAUAAGCAACUGGAAAAAGCAUACGAAUCUGAAAAUGAUGUCACCAAGAAACCCAAAAUUGAGGAGCAAACCUCCUCAAAAACUACUAGCUCUCGUCGAAGUAGACACCAUGGUGAUUCUGUUCGGACAGAAGCUGAAUUCAUGGAAAUUUUGGCGUCUUUGGAACAAGAAAGGGAAAGAGAUCCGCUAAUCAGGGCACAAUAUGGUGCGGCAAUAAUUCCUGAUAUGAUUUUGGAUCCUAUUGAGAAAUAUGCCUUGACUAGAAAAAUGGAUUCCAACAAUUUAGUCAGAAAUAAGAGCGCUUGGGCCCAACGUAUAUUAACUGAUCCUGUUGAUACCUUUACUGAUGCGGAGCAUGCUAAAUUUUGUGAUCUUUACACCUUGUAUCCCAAGAAAUUUGGCCGCAUUUCCCAUGACAUGGGUGGUUUGCGGAGUUCUGAGGAAUGUGUUUUACACUACUACAAAACAAAAAAGACCACCAAUUAUAAACAGCUGGUUGCUAAUAAAAACAAAAAGUCGAAGAAAAAAUCUGCGAAGAAGAAAAAAGAUUCCAAAACAAAGGGUGAUGCAGCAACACCUGAUACAUCAAAUGUUGAGAAUGAUGUCUCCAUGGAUAAUUCAAAGAGUCCAGAUACUACUAAUAUCAUAGGGGUUCAAGUGCAGGACACCGAUUUACCAAAAGACGAAGUUAUCAAAAGGAAACUAGAAGAUGUCGAAUUUCCGGAAACCAAGCAUAGGAAACUUUUGGAAACCAGCAAUCCACUAGCACCAUCUUCAAAUGAGAACGUUCUGUUAGACGAUAGCAAACCUGACCAGCUUUCAAAUGGUGAAUCAGAAGUAAAACUUGAGGAUCAGUCCAAUGCAGAUAUUUCGAGUACUUUGAGUCACGUAAGUUAUGUUAAUGAAUCUUUGGAAGAUCAUCCUAAAGUUGAAAAUGUUUCGGAUCAUGUCCCGCUUAAUAUCGAUGAAUCUGUUGGAAAAAACAAGAAACACAAAAAGAAGGACGAAGAAAAGUCUCAUAUUUCUAGUUACUGGAGUGUUCAUGAUAUAAACAAUUUUCCAUUACUCUUGGAAAAAUUCGGAUCAAGGUGGGAAGACAUUGCUGAGGAGCUUGGAACCAAAUCAGCCACAAUGGUGAAAAACUACUAUCAAAGAGGAUUGGUUGAGCAUCCUGAUUGGCAGUCUUUCCUUGCGAUCAACAGACCUUCACAAAAUAACGUGCACCCUAUCGAUAGCAAUGACUAUAAUGCAUUACAAACUGAACAGCAAAGACGUCCUUCAAUGGGAUAUUUUUAUAAACCAGCCACAUCCUAUGCUACAAACUAUUCAAAUGUUCAUCAAAUUUUGCCUGUUGCACAACAACCACCUGUAAAUAUACUAAAUGAUAAGGAUGAUAUUAGCAGGCUGCAGCAUGUGCCUCAUUUUGUUCCUAUUGGCCAGACUGCUCCACUUUAUGCUCCUUAUGUUACCGACGUGAAUCCAAUUGGACCAAGACCACCUAUACCUUCGCAAGGUCCCAUGCCGGUAAUGCCUGCAAGAAAUGGCAUUAUGAACAUGAGCUCUUUGCUGAAUUCAGGUACUGGCUCACUUCUUCAACACACUUCACCUCCUCCUCCACCUCAGCAGCAGUCUAACUUACAACUCCCGCCACUAAACGCGCAUUAUCCGAUACAGCACAUAAAACCUCAAUUUCCACCUACAAUUAGGGGACCAAGUAUUAUGAAUUUGCUGAACAGUGAAGAUGCUCAGCCAAACAAUAAAUUUGAAAGUAUCACUCCCGAUAUCCGUCAACCUGACUGUACUACUCGCACCACUCCAUUCAAGCCGAAUAUUAGUAACAUUAUGAACUCACCUGGGAAGAUGGGUAUUCAUGACCCUGAUAAUUCAGUUUCGGUUUAUCACCAUUCUCGACAAUCUCAGCCAUCUCAGCUACCUCAGCAACCUCAGCAACUUCAGCAACUUCAGCAACCUCAAGGGCAGCGAUCCCAGCAAGGUCAAGAAAGCCUUUCACAGUCUGCUUUUAUGGGUGGUACAAGUGCUCUUGAUGCACUUGCUCGCAUUGCCUUCGAAAGAAAAUGACAACGCUUUAUUACAUGUAUAUUUCAUCAUUAACGACUGUAUAUUUAACGCUUUUAGGAUUUACUAUCCCACGAAAAACAAAGCCAACGUAGUUGAAGGGCUAAUGACGC
Pichia membranifaciens NRRL Y-2026 is the source of this 4228-nucleotide messenger RNA. RefSeq lists its product as hypothetical. Bases 348 to 4118 code for a protein of 1256 amino acids. Lineage: Eukaryota; Fungi; Ascomycota; Pichiomycetes; Pichiales; Pichiaceae. Gene Ontology annotation, cellular component: Set3 complex. The record is from RefSeq and is a predicted model, not a curated record. The transcript has a single exon. Gene Ontology annotation, biological process: regulation of transcription by RNA polymerase II.